Messenger RNA from Branchiostoma floridae (Florida lancelet), 6237 nucleotides. RefSeq names its product growth/differentiation factor 8-like. The transcript has 5 exons. Gene Ontology annotation, molecular function: growth factor activity; cytokine activity. Gene Ontology annotation, biological process: SMAD protein signal transduction. Lineage: Eukaryota; Metazoa; Chordata; Leptocardii; Amphioxiformes; Branchiostomatidae. Bases 2911 to 4221 code for a protein of 436 amino acids. The record is from RefSeq and is a predicted model, not a curated record. Gene Ontology annotation, cellular component: extracellular region.
AAUGAACUGGCAAAGAACAAUUCAAUACAAGUACAUCUAACUAGAAAAACUGGUUGAACAUGUCAAUUCACUAAUAGCUCCUCAGGAUCGUAUGCAAGAGUGAUGGAUAUCACUGAAGAAGAGUGAUGGAUGUCACUCCAAACGUCCGUUUUUUAUCCAGUUGUCGAGAUUGAAUUGUAUUUGAAUAAGUUAGCCUUUGUUUUUUUUUCUCAAAAGCGGCCACCACAGGUGGCUUGGGUCUUCCCCUUGGCACCAUGCAGCUUCUACCAUGUUACAGUUGAUAUAAACAAGACUUAGUAACGCACAACAAAACCGAAAUGUACGCUAGGGAGAAGUGGUAAGUGAUACUUGGCAGGCGGCAGGGACCGAAGGAAAAAUAGCAUGCCUUCUAGAUCUUUCCUUAGUGACCUAAGUACACGUGAUCUCUGUUUUAUUACAGUUCAUUGCAAAAUUAUUGCUUUGCCCUGGGUAAAGAAAUUUUCUCCUUGAAGUUGAAACAUACAUCAUGUGAAGAGGACAACCCUGAUGAUAAUAUACAAAAAUGAUUUACAAAAUACACAGUCGAUUUACCACUGAUAAAUAGUAAAUAAUGUUAGUGGUUCUCCAGUAUACCCUAAGUAACCUACUAACAUUUACUAGCUUUUAUACAUGUAGAAACAUCGAUUGAUUCGUUACGUACUUAGAGUUUUAUAGAGUUAAACCUUAUCAAUAGAAAUCAAUCGUUAGAAAUUGAUCUGGACAUCAUUAACGUUACGGCAAAGUUUCAAUAGUUGCAUAAACCUGUACAACGCCAAUGCCAACUGAAAUCGCUAACACUGACAAAUCUUGUCAAUGGCCCUUAACAGUUUCCACUUUACAGAUAAAAUAGAAAGUCAUUGCCAAGACCUUUAAUUUCUUUUUCUAGUUAUUGUGAGUCCAAAGUCCAACUGAAAGAGAAUGUCAGUAGUACGUGAAGAGAUAAAUGGAUUAUUAUUAGCAUCGAAGUUUGCAGCCAAGAAUGUUAAAGUCAUUGUAUGAUACCGUUCUGGGAACAGGGAUUUGCUAGUAUCUCUCUCCUUUACACAAUGGUUCACUUUGAACACAGGAAGUAACGCGUUCAAUGGUAAUUUGUAGCCUCUUAGAAUCAACUUCAGAUUUCGACUAUACCAGGCUCCACGUAUUAUACUUGCCUAGAGAUGGGAGCAAGCCAAGUUGCCUUUUAGAGAGAUUUUUUCUUGUUUCGCUGAGUUUCACAGUGUUAAAGUCACUGCUUUUCGUCGGAUAGCGAUAAAGCUGUACUGCAAAGCAAGUGUAUACAUAAGAAUAUGUAGGUCGACGAUACAUGUGCAUAUGGAGGACCUUCGUCCUUGACCUUUGAAAGAUUGAUACUGGUUAUAAUGGCACCUUUGCAUAAAUCGAAAUAAAGAUCGUAAAGACUUGUGCCGGCUUGUAGUGGGUGGAGGGAGAAUCCGUAACGUGCACAUUCGAGAAACCGCAAACCGCACUGGUCAAAGAGCAGUCAAACCCUAACAACCAUCUUCGCUCAAUUCCCCCAGGCACAUGGUUACAGCGUGUACAACGUAUGUCUUAACAAAUUGAUUAAUUGUGAAGGUUUUAACCGUGUACAGACAACGUGCUGUGUGUGUUAGGAUGCCAUAGAUCCAUAGCAUGGAUAUAGUAGUCAUUCCUUACUGAAUAUAUUGAAUACUUGUCACUGCAUGCCUAAAAUACUUUCACAACUGCACGGCUAAUAACAAAAGCUGACCCAUUUUUAAGUACUGACUGUACAAUUCGUCAUGACGAAUGUCGAUACACCGAAUUGUUGAAAGACGGUAGACAUAUCUAGGAAAUGCCGUGUAUGCAUCUCCAAUGGGUGUUUAGAUCCCAUAAAGCAAUUCUAAAUAUCUGACAUUACUAGCAUGCUUCCCCGUGGAAAGAAUGGUUUAGAUUAUGGGACUGGUUGGACCUAUAUUGUCACAUGAAAUUCUUUAGCUUGUCCGGACGUUAUUGGGUCACCCUUCGCAAGGGUCAUUUCAAAGAGGAUGUCCGAGCGGUGACAGAACCCGGUCCGCAAGGUGCAAAUGUUAAACCAACUAUAUGUAAAAGCAAACACAGCAGCGACAAGUGACAGUACACCACUUCCAGAAGUGCCGUGAAGUGUACUAAGUGCUAGUGUAAGCUGAUUCGGUUUUCCUGUGAGAAUUGCUCAGUAGAAAGGUUAACCAUACGAAUGAUGUAAGCUGAAAACUUGUGAUGAGCAUCUAUCAGGAUGUCAAGACGGUGUUGGACUAUACAAGUCAAUGUGUACCUCUGCAGUGGCAAUGAUUAAGUGAGUAGAUUGUAUCAUGACAGUCGUUCAAACACUCAUUGUUAUCAGACCCGGCAAACAAUUAGUCAUACUUGGCAGGGAAACACGAGAAAAUGUGCUGAUCCUCCAUGUCAUUAGCGAAGCGUACGGCCGAGGUCGGAACAGUAAAGUGGUCAAAGCACAAGCGAGAUUGGGGCGAAAGAAUGCGAAAACUCCGAUAUUACGUCGUUAAGGUAUGCACUUCAUUGCGACUUCAAAGAAAAAGAAGGGGCUAAAAAUGGAGAAGUUAACUUCUAAAUUUUCAUCGAGACGUGGUGCGACGUUGUACAAAGUACAGAACACAGUGGGAAUGCUACGGUACAAGUGGACUGAACUCUUCCCCCUUGUCGCCAUAUCAACGUGAUUGGCAGCUUGUCAGCGCUUGGGAUCAGAUGAUUGGGCCAAACGACACAAUGGAUUGGUCCACAGCCCCCUAUCAGCUCACAAUGAAUAGUCAGCCCGCUCCCUAUAAAGCACCGUGUCAGUCACAGAGUCGUUCGCAUGCCACUAGCUGGGUGCCACUGUUCAGCGUGCUUAGCAACUCCUCGGGACGGACGCCUCUGUAGCCAACACCAUCAACCAUCAUGUUUCUCCACCAAACUCUAGUCUACACGAUUCUGCCGUUAGUUUACUGCAUGCAUAUGCACGCCAACGACGUCGACACUGUUGAGGCCCUGCAGUGGACAACAUCGGAAGAUGUGAACGUGAACAGCACCCGGGAGCGCCCAAGCGGGUCUUCGGUCGACGCGGCUCCGACCACUGCGUACGGGGCAGAGGCAACACCGCCCCCGGGAGAGACAUCGAAGUGUGGCGCUUCCUGCACGCGAGGACAGGAACGAGAGAUGCGAGUAGAAACCUUAAAAAGGCACAUUCUUGAUAAACUUGGUUUGAAGAGAUCACCAACCAUCCCCAGAAAUCGUACCCUUCCAAGAGCGCCACCAAUGCAAAGUCUUCUCGAUCAAUAUGGAUUUUAUCCGGACAGGUCAGGAAAUAUCGUAUCUGCAGAAGACAUUACACAAGCUUUCCAGGGGGAUUCGCCCGCCAGUUAUAACUACCACCUAGUGGAUACAGAGAGAAGACAUUAUGAGGAUGUAGCAGAGACAGAGACUGUUAUAACCGUUGCAACACCCCCUCCAGUUGCACCCUUCAACGAGUCAGGCUGUUGCUUCUUCAAGUUCGGGCGCCACGUCUCAAGAACCAAAGUGAACAAAGCCUUCCUGUGGCUGCACGUGAGAGCUGCAGAAAACAUGCAGUCUACAUCCAUUCCGCUCAAGAUCUACCGGAUCGCCCCAGCAUCGUCGGCCUACCCAGAGCCGUACAAGAUCCUGAUCUCCAGCCAUAAAAUCACGGACGUGAAGCCGAACGAAGGCGUGUGGGUGUCGUACCCCAUCAGGGACCAGGUGCGGAGGUGGUUCCACAACCCCGCGGAAAACCUCGGCAUCGUCAUAGAGACUUCGGAGGCAGGGAAGGAUCUCAUAGUGCUAGACCCCAAGCCUGGAGAGGAACCAUUGCAACCCUUCCUGGUGAUGCACACACAUGACCCCGGUACCGUGCGGAGGAAGCGGAUGGCAGGUCUGAACUGCGAGCAGGAUUCUAACGAGGAGCGGUGCUGUCGCUACCCGCUACAGGUCGACUUCCGCGAGUUCGGCUGGGACUGGAUCAUCGCUCCCAACACCUACCAGGCCUACUACUGCGCCGGGGACUGCCCACCCAUCUUCCUCCAGAAGUAUCCUCACACACACCUCGUCCAGCAGGUCAACAAGGCAGGGUCAGUCGGACCGUGUUGUACGCCCACCAAGAUGUCCAACAUCUCCAUGCUGUAUUUCGACGAUGACGGAAACAUUAUUUAUGCUAAACUUCCCGACAUGAAAGUCGACAGGUGUGGAUGCUCUUAGCUGGAUAAUUGAAACUGUAAACGGAAAAGUCGGUGACGAAGAUUUUUGUGACCCUGCCAGAAAAGUCGUACAAAAGCUAUGAAAGGUAACGUGAAUUUGUACAAGCGUGACUUUCUUGUGUCAUGUGUCUAAAACGAUCUUUUGACGAGUUUUAAAAUUCAACCGUUGGGGCUAAGUACGGCUGGUCUAAAGGGUCAAUCACCCGCUUCCUCAGGCACGAAAACAAGAAAAAUUAGAGCCGUAUGCACUAAAAUGGAGAAAGAUUCGUAAGUGAAAUUAUUCCUUUACCGUUAUAAUGACAUAGUAAAUGCUAUAUCUCCUGCCUGGGGAAGAUAGGUGAUGCAACUAUGGUGCAAUCGUUAGGGGAAAAAAUUUAAAAAUCAAACUUGAAAUGUUUUCAAUGCAAACUGCAGUCGACUACCACGAUACAUGAAGGUGCAAAUGAAACAACUGCAGUCGAUUUAUUGUUGACAAUAACCAUUUCCUUCCUGCUAGUGUGAAUGUGAAAGAGCAGUGAAUUUAGUAGUGAUCUGAUAGUUACCCCUCAAUGACGUCCUAGGCAUGAAAUGCCGAGACAGAGCAUGUCAGCCGAAUGAUGUAGGAUUCUGCAUUCCUCACUAUUGUGAAACAUUCUAAUGAUAAUUGGUUGAGAACCCAAACCUUUGUAGAGUGCUUAUAUUUUUAUACAUUAUUGUAUGUGAGGCAAAACUCUGUUGACAGAAAAUCAUGUGGACAGUGUUGCUGCGAAGCAGUGAGUGUGAUCACAGUUUUAGUCUAUAAUUUACCCUUUUAUGUUGACUUAGAAUGUUAUGUAGUUUGUUAACACUUUCUGUAUAACACGCUCCAAACGGAGAUCACUGACUUGGUUAGCUUACUACAGGAAGCUACAGUAAUAUGUAAGUAGGACACCGGUCCUAAACCUUGGACUGACGACUAGUGUAAACCAAAUGUACGGAGCGACUUGGCGAAAUUACAUUAACUUGCUGUUGCUGCUUCAAUAUUUACGAAUGCAUUAUCAAUAUUCAGAAGAACAGUAUGCGUACCAUGUAACAAUGAUAAUCAACUUGUAAAAGUAUCCAUAUCAUUUUUGAGAGUGGAAAUGUGAAUGAACAGAUGACUGAAAAUAACUUUCUUCUUGACUUAUAGACACUAUUGAACAGUUUAUGUUAACAGCUUUCUUCAGAUAAUGCGACAAACUAUUGCUACAGCCAUUCCUGUUUAAGACAACCACCUUUCAGGCGUAACACUGUCUCCUCGCUAAACAUGAAGCUGUGAUGAAGAUAUUACCUGAUAGGCACUAGCCGCAUUUACUCGGUGGAAGGCGCACAAGUCAGACUUGUUAAUGAUUGAAAAGGACUAGCCCUGCCUGUAGAAAGAAGAGAAGAUUAUGAUGUAUUUGGGAUAUAGGACCGUAUGUAUGAUUGUAUAGAGAGAUUCUUAUAUUCGUCCUGAAACUAUGUGUAAACCAAGUGUGUUCUGCUGAUUUGUUGGGUCUGGAUAAAUGUAUAAGGACAUUGUGUUGUUUAGAUAACCUUGCCUGCCCACAAGGGGUGUAAAACUAAGUGAUAACUAUUUGGGCAACCUAGCCGAAAACAACGACUGUGGUGCUUUUUAACGGACAUGUUCCAGUCAUGUUUAAUAUGCUGCAUGUGUUGUACACUAUCAAGGUGCUAUGAAAGAUGGACGGUUCAAAUGACAGUUAGUAUUGAAUGCCUCCAGUCUUUGGCGGUUUAGAUAGUAGAGAACUAAAGUGUGAAGACAUCAACCCUACAUAGAUUCACGCAACCUAUGGCUGAGAUCCACAAAGAUACUUAUGAUUCUUGUCUACUUGAACACUAUUGCUUGUCCAGAGCAUGAAAAGCUGUACCUAAUAUAGAUUUUGAGGCACCGUCAUGUGUGAGGAAUCGUGUGUACAUGUGAACAGUGAUGAUGAGAUCGUGUUGCAGUGUAAUGAAAACUCACGAUUGAAUUGCUGAACUGUCUGAGGAAUAAACAACACGCUGUUCAAAUCAAUGA